Molecule: messenger RNA, 2910 nt
Organism: Serendipita indica DSM 11827
Lineage: Eukaryota; Fungi; Basidiomycota; Agaricomycetes; Sebacinales; Serendipitaceae
Source: the annotation of a GenBank genome assembly
AUGUCAAAUGUCCUGCAGAAUAUCCCAGCUCGCUCCCUAUCGCCUUCACGACCUACGGACCAACCUAUACAUCGUGCCAAUGAAGAAGGCCGUGAACCAUCGAAUUCUCAGCCAGAAUCGAAAACAAAAUACUUCGGAAUGUUGCAACUCUUUGCUGGGACUAAUUCUGACGUCGAUAUUGUGGCAAUCCAUGGUUUAAAUGGUCAUAGAAAGAAGACAUGGAUGGUAGACAAAGACUUUUUGUGGCUGAGCGACCUCCUGCCGUUCGACUUGCCCAAUACCCGAAUACUGACCUACGGCUACGAUGCGGAUACCUGCAGUCGGGAGUAUGCAUCAACUCAGACGAUAAGUCGACAUGGCAUUGGGCUCGCCCAGGCGAUCUCACGGGAACGUAGUCAUGCACGUCGACGUCCAAUCAUCUUUCUUGUGCACGGUUUGGGAGGUAUCCUUCUCAAAUCCGCUCUAAAUAUCUGCCACGCUCAAAGUUUGAAAUCAACUGAUGGCCUCAGAGACGUUCUAAUUUCAACGCAUGGAAUCCUUUACUUCGGAACCCCUCAUUUUGGGAUGGAAAUAAAGCCCAUAGUUCGAUUCAACCGCCUAGCAUCACUAUGGAUGGAAACUGCAAACAAUGUUGUCAAGGACCUUGAAACUCACUCGCCAUACUUGGAGGAUGUACAGCGCCUGUAUGUUCACACCAGCGAAGGGAUUAGUACGAUCUUCUUUCGUGAAGUCUAUCCUUCUUCCAACGCUUUAGAUCCACAGAAAUCAAAUGUUCCGAGUGAAUCAGCUACUAUUCCGGGGACCGUGAUGCCACAACAAUCGACCUGCCUUGCAAUCACGAAGGACUAUGUCGCCCGUGCACCUGCUGCGGUGGAGCAGAAGUGGGCUAAAGAAGACAAACAUCGUAGUAUUGAAAAGGAAACAUUUUCGCCAGAAAAGGAGCUAAAGUCAAAGGAUCUUCCCGUGACAAUAAACUACAUUGAGAGAAAGGAGAUUCAAUCCCUUAUGACACAAAAACUCUUUCCAGGGCGUCAUACACCGCACCAACCACGAUGCAUAUUACACGGGAUCGGAGGGGCUGGGAAAACCCAGCUUGCAGCGAACUGGAUUAGGGAAUAUGGUCACAGGUUCAGUUGGGUGAUCUUGGUCGAUGCCUCGAGUCCUGUGCAUCUGCAGGCAGGCUUGGAACAAUGGAUCUAUUCCCUAGGCCCUGAGUACAGAGAAAAGACAUGGGAGGAUGCCAUUGACCAUCUGAACCGCAAGGAAAAAGGAUGGUUACUUGUGUUUGAUAACGCCGACUCGAAAGACCUCAAUCUCAGUCGUUAUCUUCCUUGCUCUAUUCAUGGAGCCAUUAUGAUCACAACACGAAACCAAGAGCUUGUUGGCUAUGCACCAAACGGUGGAGUCCGUGUUGGUGAUCUUGAAGAGGACGAGGCAGUGAAGCUUCUUCACACGGUCGCUGGUACCAAACCCUUGUCAAAUGCCACCUCUCUCAAAAUCAUCAGAGAGCUAGGAAGAUUAGCGGUGGCGGUCGUUCAAGCGGGGACAUUCAUUCGUGGUACGCAGAGCUUCGAGGGGUUCCUCGAUACAUUCCGUACACAUCGAGACGAGAUUAUGUCCAGGCCACAGGGUAUUGGCACAGAAUACACAUAUUCGACAUACACCGCUUUUGACCUAUCAUACCGCGACCUACCGCCAGAGGCACAGGAACUUGUAAAGCUAUGUGCCUUUCUUCACCACUCCUAUAUCCCAGUCACUCUAUUCAAGAAGUCGGCUGAGUUUGGAUUUGUUGCAUAUACAGUCAGGAACACGCAACCUCCACCUCCAACUGAUCAAGCAUCAAUUUUGGGCCUUAAAAAGAUGAUGGGAAACAAUUGGAACGAUGUAGAGUUUCAGAAGGUCGUUGAAUCUGCUUCAUGCGCAUCAUUCAUCAAUGUGUCAAGAGGUGGAUCAUUCUACUAUGUCCAUCCACUCCUUCAGACAUAUAUUAAGGCUCAGCUCACCGAAGAGGGGCGUCAACACUAUAUGAACAUGACAGCACAACUCCUACUUGGUGCCAUAUGGCCAUUCGAGGGUGAUAACACCUGGUACUGGCUAUUACUUCCUCAUGUCAACGCCAUCCCUCUGUCUGUCCGAUCAGAAAAUGUCAAUCAUGCAUUGGCAUUUUACAAACUCUACGACUCUUUAGGGGACUGGGAUACAAGUCGAGAGCUAUUAGAGUUGGCAAGCUCCCAACUUCGGAAGAGCCAAGGCGAGGAGCAUCGAGACUCAAUAUGGGUGAGCAGCCAACUUGCCAAUGCACUUCAUAAUUGUGGUCAGCUGCACGAGGCAGAACGGAUAGAGAAAAAUGUACUUUCUCUGCGGCAAAAAAAUUUUGGACGACGACAUCCGGACACAAUCUCGGCAAUGAGCAACCUUGCCAUUACGCUACACGACCGCGGUCAGUUGGAAAAAGCAGAAAAUAUGAAACGAGAGGUGCUUGCUCUAAGGCAAGAAAUCCUUGGACAGCGGCAUAUAGACACAAUUUCAGCAAUGGGCGACCUUGCCAUCACACUGCACAAACGAGGCCAGUUGGACAACGCGGAAAAAAUGAAGCGGGAGGUACUGGCUUUGUGCGAAGCAGUUCUUGGACCUCGGCAUCCAAAAUCCAUCGAAGCUUCGCACCAUCUCUCCCUGACAUUGUAUAAGCUCAACCGGCUUGAUGAAGCUGCGCAGCUGCUACGAGUUGUCAUUGCGCUACGCGUUGAGCUUUUGGGUGAAAACCAUCCUUUUACUCAAUCCUCCAAGGAGCUUCUCCGGCUUGUUGUCUCUAUGCAGUCUCUUGACUUUUGGUUGUGGGGAACAAUUCAUACUUCCUUUUUGGUUUUAAUUUUCCUCUUCUGGUGGUACAGAGGUAAUGCCUCAGGUUGA